Molecule: messenger RNA, 1175 nt
Organism: Gossypium raimondii (Peruvian cotton)
Lineage: Eukaryota; Viridiplantae; Streptophyta; Magnoliopsida; Malvales; Malvaceae
Product: zinc finger protein ZAT9
Exons: 1
Coding region: 108-1031 (307 amino acids)
Biological process (GO): regulation of DNA-templated transcription
Source: RefSeq, a predicted model, not a curated record
CACCUACUUCUUUUAAAUUCCCAAUCUUUCCCUUUUAUUGUUUUUUUCAUGCUUUUUAGAGAGAAGGUAAAAACUUUAAUCUUCGGUUUUGCUUCAGUUCUCUGAUAAUGGAGAAGCAGAAAUGCAAGCUCUGUGCUCGAACAUUCUCUAAUGGCAGAGCUUUAGGAGGUCACAUGAAAGGUCACUUAGCCACUCAUCCACUGCCUCGAAAAACGGCUCAGCAUCACCAACUCGGUGGCCGUACCGACUCAGCUUCCUCAUCAUCGUCUUCAUCAGGUGAAGAGCAAGAAGAGAAAACCAAAGUGCUCGAAGAUAAAUGUUUUGUUUACGGGUUAGGAGAGAAUCCCAUGAAGAGUUUCAGGUACGCAGAUCCCGAUUUCUCAUUUGCAGUAAUAGAUUCUGGGUCCGUUGUUCUAGACACAGAAAGUGAGACCGAGUCGAGAAACCCAACUCGGCGACGAUCUAAGAGAUGCCCAAAAGCGUGUACAAAUACAAAAACAACAGAUGGAAUCAAGAAACAAAAGUUGUUGAGGAAACCCAGUUUGGUCGAGUCACCGACUGAGCCAGAACCAGUGAGUUCAGUUUCCGAUACUUCACCUGAAGAACAUAUUGCUGUGUGUCUUAUGAUGCUGUCAAGAGAUGUUUGGAAAAGCAAAAAUGUGGAACAAAACUCAGAAGGGAACAAGAAGGUUCGUAAGUCAAGCAAGAAAAAGAUUCAUGGGAAGCAUCGAUGUGAGCUAUGUAAGAAAACAUUUCGAUCUUUUUACACAUUGGAUGAACAUAAAAGGGUUUGCUCUGAAACUAAAAAAGCAAGCAAAGUCGCAACCACUGCUGCUGGUAAUAACGGCAAGAUAUUUGAGUGUCCAUUGUGUUACAGAGUGUUCGGUUCGGGACAAGCACUCGGUGGUCACAAGAGAUCCCAUUUGCUUGCUGCUACUCCAAAUUCAGGCAAAUUUUACAACAAUUUGAUAGAUCUAAACUUGCCAGCUCCAUUGGAAGAUGAUGAGUUUAGUGUGGUUUCUGAUGCUUAAACUGAAUGAUGGGGCUAUUCACGUCGAUCUGAUGCUCUAUAUUCAAUGUUUUUAUGCAUUGUUUUUUUUUUAAUUUUCUUUUACUGUAGUUUCUUAAUAUUUCUUCAUUCAUAGAUAAAUCAUGAAUGUUUGGUAUUCUUUCAA